Naegleria lovaniensis is the source of this 303-nucleotide messenger RNA. RefSeq lists its product as uncharacterized. The record is from RefSeq and is a predicted model, not a curated record. The transcript has a single exon. NCBI's taxonomy places the organism in Eukaryota, Heterolobosea, Eutetramitea, Acrasida, Naegleriidae. The coding region runs from base 1 to 303 and encodes 100 amino acids.
AUGGCUCAAGGCGGUGUAAAAUCAGCUUCGAAGGCAAAGAUGCAAAAAUCAAAAAGAGCUCCUCCUUCAAACGGAAUUAAAAAGAAGAGCAAGACAAAACAAGAGGAAAUUAAAAAACAAAUUAAAAAGCAAUGUACUGUAGCCACCGCUGCAUAUAUUGAAGGUGAAAUGUUAGCAAAAUUGAAAAAAGAUGGAAAACCGUUACAUUUUUUGAAAGAUGCUGCUACCACCAAUACUGCAACUAGUGGAAAGGCAUCAGCUUCUAAUAAGAAGGAUCAAAAGAAGAAAACCACAAACAAAUAG